AUGCUGUGCCUUUGCUUGUCCUUGCUCGGCUUGGCGGCUGCCGUGCCCCGCGUGGCGGUGGUAGGCGCUGGCAUCAACGGAGGCUCGGCAGUCCACUACCUCCGCGAGCUGCUGGGGAAGGGCAUCGACAUCACAGUGUACGAGGCCAACAGCGAGCCGGGCGGUCGAACGUUGACAAGGAGCUUUGCCAAUGUCACCGUGGACGUGGGGGGCACGGCGAUCUAUUCCAGGAACAGAUAUGUCUCAGGUUUCGCCAAGUCUUUCGGGCUGUCGCCCCAGACAGGGGACGAUGGUGUGAACUCGGACAUUGGCAUCUGGGAUGGCCAGAAGUUUCGCAUCCAGGUUGAUACCGACAGCAGCCUCGGCCUGGGCGCGAAACUUCUCUUCCGAUACGGGCUGUCUCCUCUUCACGUGCUUCCCGCGGUCCGCAGCGCUGUGGACGGCUUCGACCGGAUCUAUGACCUUCAGGAGCGGCAGCAGAGCUUUGAGAGCCCGGCAGAGCUUUUAGAUGCCCUGGGCGUUUUCAACCUGACCCAAACGUCCGCCUACGACUACUUUGCAGGCCGUGGUGUGGACGCCAAGUUUGUGCGGGAGAUGGUGGAUGGAGCCUCCCGGUGCAACUACAACCAGCCAGGCACGAUGAACAGCUUCGCAGACCUGAUCUCGCUGGCUGGCGUGGGUGUGGGCGGCCACGUCUUCGGCUUGGCCAACGGUACUCAGGCCAUCUCGCGCGGGCUUCUAAGAUCUGCGUCCCGGGUGCGGCUCGGGGAGAGGGUGACGCAAGUCGCCUCCAAUGGAACAGGCUACACGGUUCAGACCGUGAAGCGAUCCGAGCAGUUUGACGGCGUCAUCCUCGCCACGCCCAUGGAGCUGACCGCCAUCCAGCUGCCGGCGGAGGCCAAGCGCGGCACGGGCAGAGGGAGGAAGUAUCAGACCACAUACGUGACCUUCAUCCACGGGCAGCUGAAUCAGACCUAUUUUGGAGCUCGAGCGGGCGCCAACGCCAAGCCGAUCCCGGGAACGAUCCUCACAACGGAGGACUCUUCGUCUCCGUUCUCGUCCUUUGGAGUUCACAAGGUGCUUCCUGAUGGCUCCAUGGUUGUAAAGCUGUUUUCACGGCGGCACUUGAACGACGCGGACAUCCAGCCACUGUUUCCGAGAGUCUUCCACAUGUUCAAGUACGUUUGGUCGGCCUACCCCAAGCUCCAGCCACUGGCCCGCGCGGACUGGGCUAGCUUCAGGCUGGAUGGCCGAGCAUUGUUCUACACCUCCGGCCUCGAGACAGGGGCGUCAGCCAUGGAGGUCGCUGCCAUCGCCGGUCGCAAUGGCGCCCUGCUGAUGCGGGAGGCCUUGGCGAAAACUUCCCAGGACCGAAAAGCCAAAGAGUCGAAGGAGGAGGUCCUCCGAAUGUAUCACAAGGCACCGGGACAAGGGCGAGUCAUCUGGGACCUGUCCACUGACACCGUGAGACCGGGGUCCAGCAAGUUCGCGAAGCAGUACCAGGUUCCACCGGAGUUCCCUGACAUUCUAAAGGACUUCACGCGGGAAGUCCUACGAUCUCAGCCGGAGAACAUCCAUGAGUUUGCUGCCAAGUACUUCGAGUGCCUGGCCAGCGGCCUGCCCGCUGAUGCUGGGCAGGCAGCUGCGGCAGAAGAUCUGGAUAUGUCCCUAGAUGAGGUCGAGGGCAUCAUCCACGACCUCUUCAAGAAGUAUGACAAGGAUGGAAGCCAGUUCCUGGACCCACCAGAGUUCAAGUCUCUGAUGGAGGACUUGCAGCAGAGGCUGGACUUUCCCAAGGACGAGAUCCUGCUCUUCUUGGCGGAGGCUGACAUGAACGCGGACGGUAUGAUCGAGUAUGAGGAGUUCAUCCCGCUGGCUUUGCAGAUCAUCCAGGGCAUGUACGCCAAGAAGCGACUGGAGCAGCACAUCUCUGAUGUGGACCUCCAAGCGGAGGAGCUUUUGGUCCACGGCAUGUCCCGCGAGGAGCUCACCUCGCUGGUCGGAAGCAUGUUCGAGCGCAUGGAUGAGGACCGCAGUGGACAGCUGAACAAGCAGGAGUUCGUCGCGGCUCUGACUUCCAUGGAGCUUGGGCUGACGCGACGAGAGAUCAACGCCAUCAUGUUCCAGGUGGAUCAGGAUCAGGAUGGCAAUGUCUCCUACCGAGAAUUUGUGCCGUUUGCCUUCGACCUGCUCCAGAAGAUGGCAUCGCUCCGACUACUGGAGUCCGAGCUCGAGAACGACGAGCUGGCCCAGUACAUCCUGGACCUCUUCAAAGCCAAGGAUACCGAGAUGUCGGGCCUCUUGGGCCUGGAUGACAUGAGGGACCUGCUGCAUCAGGCGAUGCUGGGACUCACGCGUAUGCAGAUCUACACCGUCCUGAGCGAAGCCGAGGUCAACGCGGACAACCUCAUCUCCUACGCCAGCUUCGUCCCUCGCGCAGUCGGCCUCAUCCGAUCCAUGCUCUCCUUUGAGAAGGCCAUCGUGAAGAACGAUUCAGCCGCACAGGACGAGGAGAAAUUCUUCUCCACCUUGGACGAGGCCUUCGCUGGCAGCGAGCCCGUCCUGCCCCUGGCAGAUGUCAUGGCUCGCCUGUCCAGGCCGGGGCCCCCUGAGUGA
Messenger RNA from Symbiodinium natans, 2616 nucleotides. The record is from the annotation of a GenBank genome assembly. NCBI's taxonomy places the organism in Eukaryota, Dinophyceae, Suessiales, Symbiodiniaceae.